This is a messenger RNA of Mesocricetus auratus (golden hamster), 6688 nucleotides long. It is a transcript of the gene Tet1, whose product is annotated as tet methylcytosine dioxygenase 1. Lineage: Eukaryota; Metazoa; Chordata; Mammalia; Rodentia; Cricetidae. Bases 340 to 6189 code for a protein of 1949 amino acids. Gene Ontology annotation, molecular function: zinc ion binding; DNA 5-methylcytosine dioxygenase activity; DNA binding. The transcript has 13 exons. Gene Ontology annotation, biological process: oxidative demethylation; positive regulation of transcription by RNA polymerase II. Gene Ontology annotation, cellular component: nucleus. The record is from RefSeq and is a predicted model, not a curated record.
UUGAACCUUUAGUCCUUUCUAUGAACUUCCUGGAAGGGGAGGGAAGAUUGGGACCCUUCAAAAACGUUGAGCUGCAGGAUUUUUUCUGAGUUUCUACAGUGAGGGAAAUGGGGUAAGGCAGUAGUCCCAGAGAGAGCAUGGGAGCUUCAGGGUAACUCCUCAGGCUUCCAACUACCUUCUCCAUCUGCGCCUCCAGCUGACUCUCUUCACCCCUCCCACUACUAAAACCUCACGUGGCCAAGCUUGGCAACAGCUACAGAUUCUCUUCAGAAGGAAGAUUUUGCGAAGGACCCAUGACUCUGAGUCCUGCUUCCCUGCAUCUCUUCCUACGCUACAGCCAUGCCUCGGUCCAGCCAUGCAAAGCCUUCCAAAUCAGUCAGGAUGGAUUUACACAAAAAGGAAAGCAGCCUGAAGAACACAUUAAAGCGAGUGGCCAAACGUAAGUUGUCAGGGAAAAUGAACCCUGGAAAACUGAAGGAAUUAAUUCAAAGAAGAGAUGGUAAGAAAGAAACAGAAGACAAAACCUCCACACCUUCCAGAAGUCCUCUGACCAGAGCUGGGGCAGCCCGAAUGAAUGAGGAUAGGAACCAAGAUCUUUUUCAGAAUCCAGAGUCCUUAACUUGCAAGGGGUUUACAAUGGCUCUCAGAAGAACCUCUCUUAGCAGGCGACUCUCCCAGUCCCCAGUAUUUACGCCCAAACGUAAGAAAGUGCCAUCUUCUAAGAGUGUUUCAGAACAGCAGUGUAAUCCUAAUACCCAGGAUGACACAGUGGUAGAGCACUCAGAAAAUGAUUCAGUCCCCAGCCAAGACCCCAUUACGUCCCCAGACACAGAGAACCUCAUUGGUGAAGACAGCUUAUGUUUAGUUGAAGAUGAAAUCCAAGAGAUAACCCAGUCUUUGCCUCAAAGGGUAGAAGAGUCCCAAAGCUGUCCUCCCACAUAUGGCAGUCCUACAACAGAUACACUUUCUGGGCCACCAGAAGGGACACACUGUGAAGGACUACUCUCUCCUCAGACAUCAACUGAUGUCAGCACGUCCCCUCAGGAGUGUGCUCCUUUGCCUCAAAGAUCAACUCCCGAAGACACCUCUCAGAAAAACACUAGCAAUCAGUUUGAAGACUUGGGGUCACAAGCAGAGUGUCUUACGCUACCAGAGCCUUCUCCCAUUCCAAUGGGAAGUGAACAUAACUGCUUUCCCAUGUCUAAUUUUAAGAUGCUACCAGAAUUGGAUCUUAAAAACUGCAUGCCUCUUGAUGGGUCUAUAUAUCCCACAGCGCUGAUAAAAUUCUUUUUGGCAGGAUCACAGCCGGAUAUCCUCGGUGCUAAACCCCAAGAAGAACCCCUCAAAACUAACCCAGAUCAAGGCGGGUGCUGCCCAGAUCAGUUUCUGGAUGCCACCUCUGUCCUAGGACAGGCUUUCAGUACUCUCCCACCUCAGUGGGAACUUCCUGGUGCUAACUUAGUUCCUGGUGAGGCCCUGGACAAGGUCUCAGACUCACCAGAAGAUCUUGGUGCUAUUACUUUAGUAAACCAACAAGAAACUAUGAAUGUGCAUAUGGGUCCUUCCUCAGACCUGCCUAUCUUCCUGCCUAACCCUCCAAAUACAGUUGCUACCUACAGUGCUCCUCCUCCCAGGCCUGAGCCCUACAGCUAUGCCUCCUGUGGGCUGGAGGUCCAAGGUGCUAUACCAAUUUUAGCUUUGGACUCAGGAUUUGUUCCCCAACCCCUACCAAAUGCUGAGUUGAGUUCAAUACCUCCAGUCAUAGCUGCAAACGGUAUACAAGACGAGAAGCAGUUUUGUGCAAACCCUUUUGCAGUUAACACACAGGGGUUUGCAAUCGCCUCCGAGAAUGAACUCCAGAAUGCUCCAUUGGAUCUUACCCAGUGCUCUCAGGCUGCUCCCAGCAAAUUGGAAGGAGGGGUGAUUUCUCAGGUCAACACGCCCAGCUCAGCUGAUGUCAAAACCACAGGGAUGGCGACGCCAGUAUCACAGGCCAGUGCCUCUUCUCUUUCACAUAAACCUACACCACCAACUGUGGAGAGGAAGAAACGCAAGCCUUGUGGCGUCUGUGGGCCCUGCCAGCAGAAGACCAACUGUGGCGAAUGUACCUACUGCAAGAACAGAAAGAACAGCCACCAGAUCUGUAAGAUGAGGAAGUGUGAGGUGCUCAAAAAGAGGCCAGAUGCCACCGCAGGGGUUACAAAAGAAAACAAGAGGCCCCAGAGGGAAAAGAAGCCCCAGGUUUCAAAGAAAGACGAUAACAACAAACCAGUAAAUGGCCCCAAGCCAGAGUCCAUGGACUGCAGCCAAUGUGGUCAUGGGGAAGAAGGGCAGAGAUUGGAUUUGAUCACACAUCCCCUUGAAAAUGUAGGGAAGAAUACUGAAAGCAUGACGGGAAUCGAGGUGGGGCAGUGGACGCCAACCAAGAAAGCCCACUUAUCAGGUCAAGUCAAGGGAGACCUCGAUGCAAAUUUAACAGAGGUUGAAAAUUCCCAGCCCUCUGAAGAUGACAGGCAAGAAACUAAACCUUCCCCGAUGUUUGCACAGACCAUAAGAAAUGUCAUGAAAAAUGUGCACUGUUUACCUGCAGACACAAACUUUCUGGUCAACAAAUUGGAUCUUGAAGAAAUUAGCAAGGUAUUGGGAAAUAAUUCCUCUAAAUUGCCAACUGACCCCUCAAACUGCAAUGAUGCCAUGAGCUCCAUCACUUCAGUAGGGGGUUGUGAUCAGUUCAAGGAGACAAAUGACAUCUUGCUCUUCCAUAAGCCUGGCUUGAACUGCCGAUCUGGUGCAGACUCCACUAUCUUCAAUAAUCAUCCUAAUACACACAGUGCUGGCAGUCAGCCCCAUACCCCUGAGAAGGUACCUGGUAAAGAACCUAAAGAUGACUCUCCAGUUCAGCCAAGUCUUUUGUCACUAAUGAAAGACAGGAGAUUGACACUGGAGCAAGUGGUAGCCAUCGAAGCCCUUACUCAGCUCUCAGAGGCUCCAUCAGAGAAUUCUUCACCAUCGAAGUCAGAGAAGGAUGAAGAGACCGAUCAGAGAACGGCUAGUCUGCUUAAUAGUUGCAAGGCUAUCCUUAAUUCUGUGAAAAAAGACCUCCAGGACCCAAAUUCACAAAGGAAGUGUCUUCAGCACAAGGGCACUGUGGUCCUCAAUGGCCAGAAUGCAACGUUCAAAUUGUUGGAUAGCUCAGCUACUAAUCAAGCAUUUACAAAGUCACAUGAACAUUCGAAUUCACUUGUAGCCAGUAGGAAAUGCUUUGCUGGAGGCAAAUCUACCCUUGAUAGUUCUAAGAAUUCAUAUCCAUUGCCAGUAGAAAGUCAUAAUCUGGAAAACUGUUGUCAGCUGCUAAACAGUGAUCAAAAAUUGAAUUCCCAGCAUGAUCAAUUGUGUCACGAUGCACCCUACAGUCAAAUUGAAGAAGAUGUCGCAGCACAAUUAACCCAGCUUGCAUCCACAAUUAAUUACAAUCUUACAAAUCCAGAGAGUGAGAAUACUGAAAGUCCACCCGGGAGCCUUGCUGCAAAGACUAUACAGCAGAAACAUAGUCAGGAGAAAGGCAUGGCACAACAGAAACCACCUUCAAGUAUACAAAACAAACCUAGCAUACCGCCAGCAAAGCCAAAGAACAAGAACAGGAAAAAAGCAAAACCGACCCCCAAAGCAGACAAGCAGAAAAAGGAACCCCCUGUCCUUAGCUCUCAAGAAAAUGAUCAGAAGGAACAAGAGCAGCUUGCAACGAACUAUGGUAAAAUGCAUGACAUCUGGAUGUCAUCCAAAUUUCAAAGGUUUGGCCAGUCUGGUCCACAUGAUGCUCCUGUUCAUUUGGGAAAUAUCCCUAUCUUUGACCAAAUAGCAAUAUUGGGGGUUCAUAGAAAAAUAUCCUCACAACACAAUACGCUAUUUCCUCCUGUCAAUCAGAUAAAAUUCACAAGAUCCUCUGAUUUGGCAAAGGAGGAAGUGAAAGUUGAGCCACUGGAGUCGCUAACACCAUGCCACUUCAAGACAGAAUCCAGCGGGCAGGCAUUUGCAGACCUGGCAGAUGUAUCUCAGGUAGAGCCCAGAGUGAACAUCGGUGAGAAAGCUCACCCUCUGCCACAGCCUUCCCCUCCAUCUAUCCAGUGUGCUAACAUGCCUGGUGCUGAUAGAACACAAUUUCACCUAGGCGCUCAAGAGAACCUGGUGCAUCAGAUACCACCAACGUUGCCUGGUACCUCUCCAAAGACACCUGUUCCAGAGCUCGGGUCCAUCCUCAGGAAAGACAAUGUGUCAAGUAGCAAUGUAAUUGGUCUGACUUCAAAGUGGACACCAGGAAAACCAAGGAAUGGUCCACUGGGGGACUCUACCACACAAAGUGCAGUUGCAGAUUUAAACGAGACCAUCAAGAACUGCCUUGGCGAACCUGCAAAAUGGCUGCUACCUGGAGUGAAUGAGGAGAAAGAAUCUGACCUGGAAAGGCCCCCCUGUGACUGUAAAGAUCAAUCAGACAAAGGCCCAUAUUAUACACACCUGGGGGCAGGACCAAGUGUUGCUGCUAUCAGGGAACUCAUGGAGAAUAGGUACGGCGAAAAGGGAAAGGCAAUACGGAUUGAGAAGAUAGAGUAUGUGGGGAAAGAGGGCAAGAGCUCACGGGGCUGCCCGGUCGUGAAGACUGUACUUAGAAGAAACAAUGAUGACGAGAAGGUUCUCUGUUUGGCCCGGCAACGUGUAGGCCACCACUGCCAGACAGCUGUGAUGGUUGUGGUCAUCGUUAUUUGGCAAGCCAUCCCUCGACCACUGGCUGAUUAUCUGUACGAUGAGAUCACAGAUAACUUAAGAUGCUACAGCGGGCAUCCCACUGACCGAAGAUGUUCCUUCAACGAAAAACGUACCUGCACCUGUCAAGGCCUCAAUCCAAGGACAUGUGGUGCAUCUUUCUCCUUUGGCUGCUCAUGGAGCAUGUUUUUAAACGGCUGUAAGUUUGGGAGAAGCCCAAACCCUACAAAAUUCAAACUUGCUCCAAACUAUCCAUUAAAUAACUACUAUAAUAGAAUUACUGGAAUACUACGUAGAGCCAAAAUAAGACGUAGAAGAAGAUAUUUGAGACCUCUGAAACCUAGAUGGAUGAUUCUGGAACAACAGGCCCAGGAAAAAAGGAUUGAACUGACUUUGAACAAAAUGGCUGACAUGUUAGCUCCAAUUUAUAAGCAGAUGGCUCCAACUGCUUAUCAAAAUCAGGUGAAAUAUGAAGAUGUUGCUGGAGACUGUAGACUUGGUACUAAGAAAGGCCGUCCUUUUUCUGGUGUCACCUGUUGCAUGGACUUCUGCGCCCAUUCUCACAAGGAUAUUCAUAACAUGAUUAAUGGAAGCACUGUGGUUUGUACUUUGCUUCGAGAAGAUGCCCGAGACAGGAAGAAUCCCCAGGAUGAGCAAUUCCAUGUCCUUCCACUACAUCGGCUGGCAGACACUGAUGAAUUUGGCUCCCGGGAGGGGAUGGAAGCUAAGAUCCGCUCUGGGGCCAUCGAAAUCAUUAAGCCAUCCAUGAGGAAGCUACUGCAUUUCAAUGAGCCUAUUCCUCGAUGUGGGAAGAGGAGGACCACAAUGAAGGGGCAGAACAAAAAUCCAGCUGCUGAAGAAGUCAAAAAGAAGAGGAACUCUUCUACAGAUUCCCCUGUGGAUGCUGAGCCUCGGAUGCACUUCCACAGCGGUCUUCAUGAGCCGGAGGCACACUAUGCAGCAGACGAGCCUCUCUCAGACGACCAGUCGUCCGACGAAAUUAUCAUCAGUCAGACUGAGUUUCUGUCAGACAGUGAGGAGGUCUACUAUGAUCCUAGUUUUGGUGGAGUGGCGAUAGCAGUUACUCAUGGCUCAGUGCUGAUUGAAUAUGCCCGGGGGGAACUUCAUGCUACCACCGCUCUGAGAAAUCCCAGCCGAUCUAAUCCUACACGUUCAUCCCUUGUAUUCUACCAGCACAAAAACCUGAAUAUGCCCAACCAUGGUUUUAAUCAGUACAGGGUUAAAUAUAAACCCCAAGAUUUAAUAAAAAAAAAGCCCUUAGACCGGGAGGGUCCUGAUUUAUCCUUGGAUGCCAAUUUACUCCACACAAUUCCUUCUCGUAUUGCACCGACCUUAACCCAUGACAAUGUUGUCACUGUAUCCCCUUACGCUUUCACUCACAUUGCAGGACCCUACAACCACUGGGUCUGAAGGCUUUUCUCCCAUAAUGCCUUUGCUAGUGCAGUGUGUAGUUUCUACGGUGCUGAUCAAAAGAAAAUCACAUUGGUGUUUACUGUGUCUUCAUUUCACCCAUUUCAACUCCGAGGUAAAAUUUAAAAGGGGGACUUAACUGUGACUAUAUUUUGAGAAUUGGUGGAAGGCAUACAUUUUCAGCAAAAAUAAAAGUUUUAUAGUUUAAAUACAUAAAUAUCUUGGUUAAGUGUUGACCAUGAUAGAAUCAUAGUCUGGUGCUUCAAAUUAAGUUUGUUUACUAUGAAGAGGAUUUUAACAGGUUCCUGCAAUAAGUUGUAAAAACCAAGAUACAGUGUUAACUCUAUACAUAAGUUCCUGGUGCUUAACCACAUCAACACAUGUAGUAAUGAGCUGAAUGAGUAUGUCAUGGUGCCAUCCUUCCAGCAUCUUCUGAUCAUUGCUAUCAUGUCUGCAUAUUUCUUUGAAAUAAACCAAUGAAAUGCUUUUUCUCUUAAAA